Molecule: messenger RNA, 357 nt
Organism: Canis lupus familiaris (dog)
Lineage: Eukaryota; Metazoa; Chordata; Mammalia; Carnivora; Canidae
Gene: MLANA
Product: melan-A
Exons: 4
Coding region: 1-357 (118 amino acids)
Cellular component (GO): melanosome; trans-Golgi network; endoplasmic reticulum membrane
Source: RefSeq, marked validated
AUGCCAAGAGAAGAGGCUCACUUCAUCCUUGGUUAUCCCAAGAAGGGGCAUAACCACUCCUACAUCACAGCUGAAGAGGCUGCAGGGAUUGGAAUCUUGACAGUGAUCCUGGGAAUUUUGCUGCUCAUUGCCUGUUGGUAUUGUAGAAGACGAAGUGGAUACAGAAGCUUGAGGGACAAAAGUAUUCAUGCUGGCACUCAAAGUACCUUAAGAGGAAGAUGUCCACAUGAGGGUUUUGGUCACCAGCACAGCAAACUGCCUUUUCAAGAGAGUAAUUGUGAACUUGUGGUUCCCAAUGCACCACCUGCCUAUGAGAAACUCUCUGCAGAACAGUCAUCACCACCUUAUUUGCCGUGA